GUCAUUGUUGUUUGGGUUGGGACCAAUAAUCACGAAAACACAGCAGAAGAAGUCGCAGGCGGCAUCGAGGCUAUCGUGCGCCUGAUAAACACCCAGCAGCCACAGGCCAAAGUCAUCGUGCUGGGCCUGCUACCUCGUGGGGAGAAGCCAAACCCGCUGCGGCAGAAGAACGCCAAGGUGAACCACCUGCUGAAGGCCUCGCUCCCCAAAAUGCCCAACGUCCAGCUCCUGGACGUGGACGCCGGCUUCGUGCACUCGGAUGGCACCAUCUCCUACCACGACAUGUUUGAUUUCCUGCACCUGACGGGAGGGGGCUACGCCAAGAUCUGCAAACCCCUCCACGAACUGAUCAUGCAGCUGCUGGAGGAGACCCCCGAGGAGAAACGAGCUGCCCUGGCCUGAGCAGCCGCUCCCAGCGCUAACAGCAUCACCCAGCCCAUCAGAUCAGUUCUGUCACUGGCACUACAGAAUCCUUCUUUCUUAAAGCACUUUCCAUUGUAGAAUGUUACCGGAUGUUCGUACCUAGUGUUUUGAGGGGGAAGGCUCAUGUUUAGCUCCUCUUGCCCGUGCGAGGGCCGGCUUGGUUGGUUUUAUUGCAGGAGGAAAUUAGCUGAAGAAGAGUUUUACUUUUAAACCAUUCCUCAUUCACACCGAGAACAGGACUGUCGCUCUGUGCCCCUCCCGUGUCUCGUUGCUCUGUGGUUGUCCUAGCACCCCCGUAGCCUGUCUCCGGCAGCCCGCGCCACUCCCGCCUCGCCGGCCGUGCUCCGCGUGUCAGCCUGUGAACAAGAAUCACAUU
This is a messenger RNA of Merops nubicus (carmine bee-eater), 799 nucleotides long. RefSeq names its product platelet-activating factor acetylhydrolase IB subunit beta. The annotation marks the transcript as partial. The record is from RefSeq and is a predicted model, not a curated record. The transcript has 2 exons. Lineage: Eukaryota; Metazoa; Chordata; Aves; Coraciiformes; Meropidae.